GUACAUGUGUCUGUCAUCACCAUCUCUAUACUUUUCUGGUUCAUAUAUAUAUAUAUAUAUAUAAUAUAUAUAUACAAACUUCAAAUUGUAUUGUUGGUCAAGUCUUGAAUCCAUUUCUAGAUAUAUAAUAUAUAGGUUCAACUAUCUUCGUCUAAACAUCUACUUUCAGUGAGGAUAUGGAGAGCAGUCCCUUGCGUCAACAGAUAGCCACUAUGAGGCAAUCUCUUUUCGAUGAGAAAAUGCUUGAUGAACACUACCUAAUAGUGGAACAAUUGGAAGAUGAAAACAAUCCCAACUUUGCAGAGGAGAUCAUGACCAUGUAUUUUAGGGACUCAACUCAACUCAUAGCUAACCUUGAACAAGCUUUCAUUGGGGCGAACCAAGUAAGCAUUGAAGUCAAUCAAAUGAGAAAAUGCACACGAGAACAUGACAUAGAAAGGAUGAAGACGACCCUCCAGCAGGUAAAAAAAGAGCAUGAGAAAUUGCGAGGACGAAUUGAACCUUAUUUCCAGCUACUUCGACAAGUUGGGCCUGUUGAAACAGCUCAGAGGCCCAGUUAAUCAACCAAACUAAUAGAGUUACAGACUUACAGUAGCAUCUCAGGCUCAUUUGUUUUCGUCACAAACUUCUUGGUUUUGUGCCCACAGAAAAAAGGAAAAAAAAAGUUGCUGUUGAAUCAGAGUAAAAAUUCAUGUGAAGUUUAACUUUCAUGUAAGAGUAAAGUUAAAGUUACAUGUCAUUAAUUAGAAACUGAAUUUCGGUUUGUUGGAGGGUUGAUUAAUGAUCAAUGUAAGAAAAGAUGUGUCCUUGAAUUGUAA
Molecule: messenger RNA, 818 nt
Organism: Humulus lupulus (European hop)
Lineage: Eukaryota; Viridiplantae; Streptophyta; Magnoliopsida; Rosales; Cannabaceae
Product: pseudo histidine-containing phosphotransfer protein 5-like
Exons: 5
Coding region: 177-560 (127 amino acids)
Biological process (GO): phosphorylation; phosphorelay signal transduction system; cytokinin-activated signaling pathway
Cellular component (GO): nucleus; cytoplasm
Molecular function (GO): protein histidine kinase binding; histidine phosphotransfer kinase activity
Source: RefSeq, a predicted model, not a curated record